Molecule: messenger RNA, 4489 nt
Organism: Vitrella brassicaformis
Lineage: Eukaryota; Vitrellaceae
Source: the annotation of a GenBank genome assembly
GUUUUAUUGUGAGAGAAAAUGGAUACUUCUUCUGCUGUUCCCAUUCCCAAGCCCGGCUCCCCUCCCCCGGCCACUCGCGAGCCGCUCGCAGACCCGUUCGACCACCCGCAGCCACAAACACAGACAGAGCAGCGAGAUGAACAGCCGCUUUCCGAGCGAUUCGCCGCUGCGGCAUCAGCCACGGCAUCAGGUAGACCUACCCGUUCCACGCCGCGAGAAAAAACUCUCACGGAUGGAUGCAUGGACGCAUGGAUGAGUGUCAACGGUGUUUGUGUGUGUUGUGUGGAUUGUUGAUCAGGUGGUACUGCUCCCGCUGCGCUCGUGCCUGGUGCGAACAUUCCCCGGCUGACGAGCGAUCUGGAGGCGGGGAUGGGCACGUUUGGCGUGGCAGGCAGCAGCGCGAGCGAGAGCAGACACUGGAGCGAGGACGUCAACCUCUCGUCGUCCUCGGACGAGCUGUCGGCCAGCGGCAAUGGCAGUGGGCUGCAGCAGCAGGAGCAGCCACAGGUACGUACCUGCCCUCGCAGAGGAAGGUGAAUACAAUGGAAUGCGUGGAUGCACGUGUGUGUAGGCUGAGGACACCCAGCCGCCGGCAACGCAGCAGCAACAGCAGCGUCGUGAGCAGGGAGAGGAAGGUGCUGGCGCUGCUUUGGGUGCUGGUGUUGGUGGCGCAUCGCUGGGCAGUGUUAGUGUUGGUGGUGAGGGUGGGGAGGCCGGCAGCUGCACGUCGUCGCGACUAGAGGAACUUCUGAAAGAUGUACGCAGCGCAUUGCAGACACGGUGGAUUGAUGGAUGUGUGUGGAUGUCUGUGUGGUGCAGAGCCCGCCGACCGAGAAGUUGCCCGACCGCCCCACUCCCCCUCUCCCAUCGCUGCCAUACCCACGGGUCAUCGACCACCGACCACCUCCCACUGCCACAGCCACUGGUAAGGGUAAUGCGCUGUCCUGUGUGCUGCAUGUGUGUGUGAUGGGUGUGAAUGUGUGUGCAGGGAAGAGCCAGCAGCCACCGAAGAAGGCGCCGGUGCCUCAUCCCAGGACGGCUGCUGCUGCGGCCUCACACACGGGGGCGGGUGCUGGGGCGGGGAGAGGGGGUACGCACACAUUGGCGCACGGACAGAUAGGCACAUGGAUGUGCAGACGAUUGUGAUGGUGUGUGUUGUAGGUGUGCGGGGUGUAGUGAGGGGUCGGCCGCUGAGUGCGUUCCCUUCGCCGACGGGCCAGACACGCGGACAUCCUAAGGGCACUGCUGGGGGCAGGUACGCAUUUGACGUGCUCUUGUGCACACGCACUCUUACACACACUCAGAGAGAAAGAGAGAGAGCAGAGAGAUCGUCUUUCUGUGCUCAAUCCAUGUGUUUGUGUCUGCAGGGAUGUGGGUGGUGGUGGUGCGGGGAUGGGUAUGGGUAUGGGGUUGCAUCAGUCUGUAAGUGCCGCUAGGGAGAGGGACACAGUUAGGGAUAGUGGAGAUACCGGAGUUGGUGCUGGAGGUGCUGGUGGUGGUGUGAGUGGUUCGGUGGACAGCAGCAUUGCCAUGGGUGAGCCGCCCACCUUCAGGGCCUCCGAGGUGAGCAAAGCCGUGUGGUCUGUCGAACAAGCCAACACCACCCAGCAACAACAGCAGGUGAUCCAUGACACAGAUAUGACACACAACAACAAUGGUGCAUCCAUCUCUCCCUCUCUCUCUCUGUGUGUGUGUCGAUGUGUGCACGUAGGAGACCUCUGGUGGUGGUGCUGGUGUCGGUAUGGGUGGUGGUGUUGGUGGUGCGCCGAGCCAUCCGUAUUUGAGUAUGCGUAGUUUGAUGGUUGGGGACGGCGAACACCCGCCGGAUGUCGACAUACAGAGAUACGCACUGCAGGUAAAACACCACCACACCAUAAAUGCGCUUGUGUGUGCAUUUAUGCGUGUUUGGUGAUGGUACGUUGUUGUGCAGUUGGAGGGUUUCCUGACGGAGUUCAAGCAGCAGGCCCUUGAGGGAUUCAUCAACGCCAAAAAGAACGCUGAGGACUCACUACGAGUAUGUUGCCAAACACACACAUCCAUGUGUGGAUCCCCCGGGUGUGUGUGUGUCUCUGUCAGUACACUCUCGACUCAGAGCGGCAUCGUUUCAACUCCACCCUGCACACCAAAGAAAACGAGGUCAGUGUGUUGGCGUCGUAUGUCUCCAUGUGUCCGUAUGUCUCUAUGUGUCCGUAUGUUCGCGUAUGCUGUGUGCUCUGGUGAUGUUGGUUGCAGAUAUGUGCGAUGCGUCAGGUGCAGUCGACUGUGCAGCAGAUGAACGACGUGCUGCACCACAGACUCAAGGUAAGUGGAGAUGGCAGCCAUCUCUCUCUCCAUCUGUGUGUUGCUGCACUUGUGCGUGUUGACAGGGUGUGGUCAAUCUGAGCCCCAAAGUGCGCGACGACGAACAUAUGCGGGCCCUCAGGCAAGUGCACACGGAUGCACACACACGAUGCACACCGGCUACCUAACGACACUCUCUCUGUGUGUGUGUGUUGGAUGAUACACACCACAGGAGCCGUUGCUGGGCUGCGUGGCGCGCAUACGUCCAGAUGAGCAAAGACACCCACCUGGUCGGUCGAGACACAUACCCAUCCACGUGUCUUUAUACGUGUCUAUGUGGUGGUUUGGGUGUGCAGAAGACCUCCCUGGCCAGUGCACUGUACCACAAGCGGCUGUGCAUGUCGGUCUUCAGCAGCUGGCGGGGGCGGGCCAGCAGGUCGGCAAUGGAGGUAAGCCAACCAGCCCCAUUAGAACAAAAUGCCUUCACUCGUGCGUCCUCAUGUGUGCGAUUGGGUGCAGAAAAAGCUGGCGGCGACCAAGGCGUCAUCGGACAUUGAGCGAAACCGCCUGUGUGCCCUUGUCAACCUGGUACACUGAUACGCACACACUCAGAUACAAAUGAGUAUGUGUCCAUAUGUGUCAUUUGCUGUGUGUAGGAGAGGGACCGUCUCCAGGAAGAGCUGAAGCACACACAGGCCCAACUCAAGAGGGAGGUACGCAACCACAUGCGGGCGCCUAGACACACACACGUGUGUCUGUGUGUCGUGUGUUUGUGUGUGUGUCAGGUGGACACUCGUGCGUUGCUCCAGGACAAUCUGAAGCGCGUCUUUAUGCGGGGCGUGUAAGCCACACACACGUGUGCUGUGUCCAUCCAUCCAUCCAUCCAUUCAUUUAUUUGUGUCUGUGUGACUCUCUGUCAGGUGUGCGUUGAACUUCGAGGCGAUGAACAUCCUCUCCAACCCAACAGCAGCAGCACAACCAUCCCAGCAGCAGCAGCAGCAGCCGACCUCACCGUUCGCAGCGUUCAACAUGGUGCCUUCCGCUGCUGCUGCUGGUGGUGGGCACUUCUAAACACAUACAGACAGACAGACAGACAGACACCCAUCCAUCCAUCCGCCCGUGUGUGUGUCUGUUGUUUAGGUGUGGGUGUGAGUGGUGCGCAGAGUGCGCGCGAGUACCGCGGCUGGGGCGGCGGAGAUAACCCCACCAAUAGCAAUGAAAGGGCGCCUUCUUUCCAGGUACAUCGCAUAGAUCCCUAGCCUCCCCCCCUCCCCCCCACACACAGAGAGAGGGAGAGGCACCCAGGCGGCUUGUUCCUUCGACAGCACACGUGUAUGUCGACAGCACACGUGUAUGUGUGUGUGUGUGUGUGUGUGUGUGUGAUAGGGCGAUGACAUGACCACAUCCCACCAGACGAUGAACAUGCCUGCCGACGACGGCAAUGUCACCGAGGGCGGCCACGAGUCCCUCGACAUCCCAAACGAGCCACCACAGCCUUACAAAUCUGACGAGCACGGCGCCGCUCUGGUGUAAGUUCUGCACAAACUUGAUGGAUUGGAGGACGGAGGGAGGGAUGGAUGUGUUGCACUCAUUUGUGUGCAGACCCAAGAGUGCCACCACUGGUGGGUGGCGGAGUGUGGACCAGCUGCAGCACCACCAGCAGCAGCAGCCACAAUACCAUCACCCACACCACCAGCAGCACCACGCUGGUACUAUGCACACACGCGUGUCUGUCUGAAUGAGUGAGCACACAAGGCGGUGUGUGUGUGCCGACGCGUGUGUGCAGGUAUGCCUCCGGUGGUCCGUGUGCAGUCGUCCCGCGUGACGAGUGCCGCUGUGGUCGGCCCGGCGGUGUCGUCGGUAUGCCAAUCCAACAGCUCACAGACCACCAUACAACCCAACGCUGGUACGGCCGUCUACUCAGGAAAGUCAUAGCCACCAACACGCGGCCGUCACCGGCUGUCUAUAUUUGUGUGUGCGUGUCAGAUGUGGGAGGGCCGCAGCAGCGGACACAGACACAGACACAGCACGGCAGAUCGAUCAGGAACUGACUCAGACACGCAAUGCACGCAAUGUACGAUGGGUAGAUCAGUGCCUGGGCGCAUCAUGACUGGGUGGCGAGUGGAUGGAUGGAUGGAUGGAUGGAUGAGUGAGUGAGUGAGUGACCAGCAGCUUGGACGUCUGUGUGCGUUUCAUUCACAUUUGUGCG